AUGUACAAUGACCUAGAAAGAUUCAUUUCAUUCACUGAAAUAGAAGGAUUUAAUAAAAAUCAAACACUUGAAAGUAAAUUAUACCCAAAUAUUGGAAAACUUUCAUUACUUGAAUUGUGUUGUUAUCAUGGAGCAGUUGAUUGUUUCAAGUUAUUAAGAACGAAAUUUAACUCAGAAAUAACUCAAACAUGUCUUCAAUUUUCAUUUUUAGGAGGAAAUCAAGAAAUCAUAAGUGAAUGUUUGAAAUAUCAAACACCAGAUAAAUAUUCCAUUGAAUAUGCAAUUGCCUCGCACAACAUUGAUUUUGUCACAUUCUUGAUGAAUGAAUACAAUAUGGAGAUCGAUUUAAAUUAUUGUGUACGGUAUAAUAAUCUUGAUUUAUUAUUAGUUUAUUUCGACCAAACCAAUGAUAUUAACAAAUGCAUUAUUUGUUCCAUAAGUCUUAAUAUUCCAUCCUUUUAUGAAUAUUUCAUUUCACAAAGCUCCAAUAUCAAUGAAAAAGAUAUAUGA
Molecule: messenger RNA, 510 nt
Organism: Trichomonas vaginalis G3
Lineage: Eukaryota; Parabasalia; Trichomonadida; Trichomonadidae
Product: protein of unknown function (DUF3447)
Exons: 1
Coding region: 1-510 (169 amino acids)
Source: RefSeq, a predicted model, not a curated record